Oryzias latipes (Japanese medaka) is the source of this 3884-nucleotide messenger RNA. Lineage: Eukaryota; Metazoa; Chordata; Actinopteri; Beloniformes; Adrianichthyidae. The record is from RefSeq and is a predicted model, not a curated record.
AGAAGAAGCACAGAAACUUCCAGGAUGAGUCACUUUGUUGCCCCAAUGAGGCACAAGAAGGUAGGAGGAAGAAAUCCCAUCAGAACAACUAUCCAAACAACAGUGAGACUGAAAGCUGAUAACAGAGGCAAAUGUGGACACGCGGUUUUGUAACACUGACCGAGUGCUCCACACAGACAACCAUAAGCAAACCUGAAGAUUUUUAAACACGGUCUCAAAGAAUGAUCCCUGCCCAUUUGGCAGAUCAUCAUUCCACAACAUGGGAGGCGAAGGGUCCACGCGCUUGGUCAGAGUCGGGUCCCGAAGCUUUCCAGUUUAUCCAUUAGUUAUUGUGUGUUUAGUCCUGCUGAACGUCAUUUUGCUGUUAACAGCUGUUGUACUUGGGGUUAAUUGUGGAAGCAUGACGGAUUCCCCCCAAAGCUACCUAACACCACAAGUACUCACGACGGAGGCAGAGCAGCUUCAGAUAGUAAUGAGUGAAACUGCUCAAGAUCACGGACAAGCCCAGCAAGAUUUUGUCAAAGAGCACAGGAGCAAUCAGCAAUUAAAACUGCAAUUGGAGUCCAACAAGACUUACAACGAUGAACUGCAAAAGCAACUUGAACUCCUUCUGGCAGAGAGAGCAGCCUUGCAGUCAAACACAUCUGACAUAGUGGAAAGCUGUGGAUUAUGCAUGCCAGGAUGGUUUUUGUCAAACACAUCCUGUUACUUUCAUGGGAAGAAACAAUCCAGCGUUGGAAAAAACUGGACCGCCAGCAGAGAGGAUUGCAUCAGCCGUGGGGGGGACCUUGCUGUGAUCGACACCGCUGAAGAACAUAUGUUGGUUUUUGAGCACUUACCCAAAGUGAAAUGGGGAACAUAUCUGUGGGGAAUUGGAGGAGUGUGGAUUGGCCUCACAGAUCAUCAGAGAGAAGGCACUUGGAUAUGGAUCAACAACAUGACUCUGAACUACACUGGGUUUUGGAUGGGAGGGGAGCCAAACAAUUAUAGAUCUGCUGAGCACUGCGUUGGUAUUAUGGCUACAGACAAAGGUUUAAAGUCAUGGUUUGAUGCAAGAUGUGAAUCCCAAAGAGAAUGGCUGUGUGAAAAGAAGCGAAGCUAAAGUUGCAUGCAAAAGACAGACCUCACAUUAUUCAUACAACAAAAAAGCUGAAAAACAUCCCGUAUGCUACUCUUAUGGAAAUGAAAAAGUGUAAUCUGUUGCAGAUAUUUUUCUUUUUUGAUGUGUAUUUUUGAAUGAUUUUGAUUACCUGUGUUCUUAUUGUACCAAGUUGAGCCUUUAUUUUACAUUGAAUUGUAUCACAUUCUUGUUUUCAUGUAACACAAUAUACAAAGCUACAAAUCCUUCCCAAAGUGACAUAGAUGCUGUCAGUUCCUGUAAAUAUUCUAUAUUAUAAGUUUGUAUCUGUGCUUUCGUUGUAAAUCAUAUCAUCUAGAAUGACGAAAUAACACAACAAUGCUUGAGUAUCAUGCAGAUUUGUAAAUCAAAGCCAAAUCCUUUAAUAAAAAGUACCUGCAGUUUAUAUGAAUUGAUAAUUUUACGUUAGCACAAUUGCAACUGAAUACUCGUCAGCUUAAUAUUCAAGAAAAUGUGAAAAGUAGUAGCAUAAAUACACGGUUGGGUACAUGCAUGGAAAAAUAAAGCACUGUUUAAAAAGUGAAACAUUUAAGCAAUUUUUUAUUAUCUUUUUAGAAAGAAAAAAUCAAAUUUCAUGAGAACAGACUCUAAAAGCAGGGUGUCAGACUUAAAGCCUGAUUCAUUCAUAUCUCAUAUAAAAUAUUCUGCUUUCCAAUACUAGUUGUUGUAGUUUGAUAGAGGACAGAGUCACCAUCAAAUGACCAAGAUGCUUGUUAAAAAAAGUCUCGGGACAAUUUUAAAAUAACCUUGAGUCCCUAAAUAAUUACUGUAAGUUUAGCCCAAUUAAGUAGUAUUUUUGGCAGAUGGAACAAUCAUUUAAUUGGUAAAGAAAGCAGAGAGCAAAAAAUAUUUAAGCGAAAAAUGAAACUUCAAAUAUACAAUGGAGUGUCUGGUUUGUAGGCUGGAGGAGCUGCAACUUACGGUACUUUAUUUUUAUUUCUUAUCUGUUAACUGUUAUAGUUAAAGUAUAAUUACAGAUAUUUGAUUACAGAAUUUUCCUUUCAGGGAUAAAUGAAGAUUCUGAAAAGCUUUUACUUUCUAAAAACUGUUGUUUUUCGAUCAGUUCAAAUGACAAAAACUAGGAUAAAAUCAAAUGCAAAAACAUAAAAUUAAAAUUAAAUAUGUUAUUACUGUGUUUGACUACAGUUAUAAAGUUACUGCCAAAACUGUUGCAUGAAGAAAAGAAAGCCAAGGGUGCAGAUCUGAGCAGUAAAUCAGACAAAAGUAACAUUUGUGUGACAAAAUAUUGCAACAUAUCUUCUCACAAACCUGUUUUGAUGAGUUUUUCUAAAUGUGGUUUUAGCGUUGGGUCCAAAUUUCCAAAGAGAGAGUGGUUUAGACAUGCUGUGACAGCGUUUUUGCAUCUUCAGCUGUGUGGAACUUGUGGGUACAAAGGAGAUGGUUCACAAAUCCCUGAGCAGAGAGUCUCACUUUAGUCAUGGAGAGCUCACAGUCACGGAGAACUGACAUGGCUGGUCAACUCUUACAAGUCGCCUUUCAAAAGCUUAGAACAGGUAUCUGGAAAUUUCCAAACUCCAGAAUGGUUUUAGUGUCCCUGGGACUCCUGAACGCUGUUUUAUUCAUAAUUGCUGUUGUUCUUGGAGUGAUGUGUGCCAGAGUCAGAGACGACUCCUCCCUGAAAGUUUCCCACUCAGCUGCUUUGAAACUCAUCAGUGAGCUCACAGAUCUGCGCAGCAACCACAGUGAUUUGAUUGAAGCUGAAGAGGAGGCCAAGAGCUUGGUGCAGAUGAAAAUCCAGGACCAUGUGAAAUUAAAGGAGCAAAUUCAGGAGCUGACGGUCCUCAAUAGCGACUAUCAGAGACAGUUUGAAGCCCUGCAAACCGACAAAGAAAGCCUUCAGGCCAACAUCACAACUUUGGGGGAAACAUGUGGAAGAUGCCCACCUUCAUGGAUUCACCUCAACUCCUCCUGCUAUUUCUUUUCCUACACCGAGUCUUCUUCUAACCAGAAGACUUGGCAGAACAGCAGGACGGACUGCAUCAGACGUGAAGCUGACCUGAUCGUGAUCGAUAGCCCAGCGGAGCAGAAGUUUGUGAGCAGCACCAUUCACAGCAUAGCAGAAGGAAGUCGUUUCUGGAUUGGCCUCACUGACAAAGUGAUAGAGGGAAGAUGGGUCUGGAUUAACAAUGUCACAGAAGUGGAACAAAGGUAUUGGAUGGAUGGAGAGCCAGACAGUAGCUAUUCUAGAUACAGUAGCUAUUCUAGAUACAGUAGCUAUUCAAGUGACGGAUACUUGGAGGACUGUGUGGUUACAGCUUACUCUGAGAGUAAUCCAUGGAAAACUCGCCUUGACAAGUUUUGCUGGAAUCGAUAUUAUUGGAUUUGUGAAAGAAAAUCCAACUGAGUUGUGAAUGAAAAACUCAGAAUGUAACACAUAAAUAAAAAUUGACAAAGGUUUCUAUGAUCUAUGAGUAACUUAUGAAGAACUUUAAUCAAUCUUUAUUUAGACGUGUUUCACAGAUAUUUUUUUUACACAAAGAAAAUUGGGGAUAAAUAUCUAUGUCAACCAUGAAAAUAAAACUUUGCUUGACUUACUUGUAUGAAAUUUGUACUAUUGUGCAAAAGUAUGCAUGCAUUUAUUCAAAUUAAUCAAUUUAAUGCACUGGAAAAUGUGAAAAAACAUUUUAGUUUUGUCAAGAAGAUUUUUCAAGUUUUGUAUUUGCGACACUUGUAAUGAUUUUUGAAACUACUGCAAAAAAUAAACUUUGCAUCAAAGGGGAGGUAA